UAAUGUGGUUUCAGCCUCCAAUGUCCGAGGUUGAGUUUGAAGCUUGGCUGAAGGAUCAUAAGAAGAAGUCUGAAGAUGGUUUGAAUAUACCUGAUGUCGACGUGGACAUAAAAUACACAGAUAACAUCACGCCUCCAAUAUCCCAGUACCAGUUGUGGCUAUGGAUGAGACAUCAGAAAUUGGGAACUUUGGGAAGUUUGCAAUUGCCCGAUGUAGACUUAAAAGAACUGGAGAAAUUAAAGCCUCCAAUGUCCGAGGUUGAGUUUGAAGCUUGGCUGAAGAUCAUAAGAAGAAGUCUGAAGAUGGGUAGGAAACAUUUUUAUGGAACUGUGGCCAGAUUUUUGAAUAUACCUGAUGUCGACGUGGACAUAAAAUACACAGAUAACAUCACGCCUCCAAUAUCCCAGUACCAGUUGUGGCUAUGGAUGAGACAUCAGAAAUUGGGAACUUUGGGAAGUUUGCAAUUGCCCGAUGUAGACUUAAAAGAACUGGAGAAAUUAAAGCCUCCAAUGUCCGAGGUUGAGUUUGAAGCUUGGCUGAAGGAUCAUAAGAAGAAGUCUGAAGAUGGUUUGAAUAUACCUGAUGUCGACGUGGACAUAAAAUACACAGAUAACAUCACGCCUCCAAUAUCCCAGUACCAGUUGUGGCUAUGGAUGAGACAUCAGAAAUUGGGAACUUUGGGAAGUUUGCAAUUGCCCGAUGUAGACUUAAAAGAACUGGAGAAAUUAAAGCCUCCAAUGUCCGAGGUUGAGUUUGAAGCUUGGCUGAAGGAUCAUAAGAAGAAGUCUGAAGAUGGUUUGAAUAUACCUGAUGUCGACGUGGACAUAAAAUACACAGAUAACAUCACGCCUCCAAUAUCCCAGUACCAGUUGUGGCUAUGGAUGAGACAUCAGAAAUUGGGAACUUUGGGAAGUUUGCAAUUGCCCGAUGUAGACUUAAAAGAACUGGAGAAAUUAAAGCCUCCAAUGUCCGAGGUUGAGUUUGAAGCUUGGCUGAAGGAUCAUAAGAAGAAGUCUGAAGAUGGUUUGAAUAUACCUGAUGUCGACGUGGACAUAAAAUACACAGAUAACAUCACGCCUCCAAUAUCCCAGUACCAGUUGUGGCUAUGGAUGAGACAUCAGAAAUUGGGAACUUUGGGAAGUUUGCAAUUGCCCGAUGUAGACUUAAAAGAACUGGAGAAAUUAAAGCCUCCAAUGUCCGAGGUUGAGUUUGAAGCUUGGCUGAAGGAUCAUAAGAAGAAGUCUGAAGAUGGUUUGAAUAUACCUGAUGUCGACGUGGACAUAAAAUACACAGAUAACAUCACGCCUCCAAUAUCCCAGUACCAGUUGUGGCUAUGGAUGAGACAUCAGAAAUUGGGAACUUUGGGAAGUUUGCAAUUGCCCGAUGUAGACUUAAAAGAACUGGAGAAAUUAAAGCCUCCAAUGUCCGAGGUUGAGUUUGAAGCUUGGCUGAAGGAUCAUAAGAAGAAGUCUGAAGAUGGUUUGAAUAUACCUGAUGUCGACGUGGACAUAAAAUACACAGAUAACAUCACGCCUCCAAUAUCCCAGUACCAGUUGUGGCUAUGGAUGAGACAUCAGAAAUUGGGAACUUUGGGAAGUUUGCAAUUGCCCGAUGUAGACUUAAAAGAACUGGAGAAAUUAAAGCCUCCAAUGUCCGAGGUUGAGUUUGAAGCUUGGCUGAAGGAUCAUAAGAAGAAGUCUGAAGAUGGUUUGAAUAUACCUGAUGUCGACGUGGACAUAAAAUACACAGAUAACAUCACGCCUCCAAUAUCCCAGUACCAGUUGUGGCUAUGGAUGAGACAUCAGAAAUUGGGAACUUUGGGAAGUUUGCAAUUGCCCGAUGUAGACUUAAAAGAACUGGAGAAAUUAAAGCCUCCAAUGUCCGAGGUUGAGUUUGAAGCUUGGCUGAAGGAUCAUAAGAAGAAGUCUGAAGAUGGUUUGAAUAUACCUGAUGUCGACGUGGACAUAAAAUACACAGAUAACAUCACGCCUCCAAUAUCCCAGUACCAGUUGUGGCUAUGGAUGAGACAUCAGAAAUUGGGAACUUUGGGAAGUUUGCAAUUGCCCGAUGUAGACUUAAAAGAACUGGAGAAAUUAAAGCCUCCAAUGUCCGAGGUUGAGUUUGAAGCUUGGCUGAAGGAUCAUAAGAAGAAGUCUGAAGAUGGUUUGAAUAUACCUGAUGUCGACGUGGACAUAAAAUACACAGAUAACAUCACGCCUCCAAUAUCCCAGUACCAGUUGUGGCUAUGGAUGAGACAUCAGAAAUUGGGAACUUUGGGAAGUUUGCAAUUGCCCGAUGUAGACUUAAAAGAACUGGAGAAAUUAAAGCCUCCAAUGUCCGAGGUUGAGUUUGAAGCUUGGCUGAAGGAUCAUAAGAAGAAGUCUGAAGAUGGUUUGAAUAUACCUGAUGUCGACGUGGACAUAAAAUACACAGAUAACAUCACGCCUCCAAUAUCCCAGUACCAGUUGUGGCUAUGGAUGAGACAUCAGAAAUUGGGAACUUUGGGAAGUUUGCAAUUGCCCGAUGUAGACUUAAAAGAACUGGAGAAAUUAAAGCCUCCAAUGUCCGAGGUUGAGUUUGAAGCUUGGCUGAAGGAUCAUAAGAAGAAGUCUGAAGAUGGUUUGAAUAUACCUGAUGUCGACGUGGACAUAAAAUACACAGAUAACAUCACGCCUCCAAUAUCCCAGUACCAGUUGUGGCUAUGGAUGAGACAUCAGAAAUUGGGAACUUUGGGAAGUUUGCAAUUGCCCGAUGUAGACUUAAAAGAACUGGAGAAAUUAAAGCCUCCAAUGUCCGAGGUUGAGUUUGAAGCUUGGCUGAAGGAUCAUAAGAAGAAGUCUGAAGAUGGUUUGAAUAUACCUGAUGUCGACGUGGACAUAAAAUACACAGAUAACAUCACGCCUCCAAUAUCCCAGUACCAGUUGUGGCUAUGGAUGAGACAUCAGAAAUUGGGAACUUUGGGAAGUUUGCAAUUGCCCGAUGUAGACUUAAAAGAACUGGAGAAAUUAAAGCCUCCAAUGUCCGAGGUUGAGUUUGAAGCUUGGCUGAAGAUCAUAAGAAGAAGUCUGAAGAUGGGUAGGAAACAUUUUUAUAAGCUGUGGCCAGAUUGUAGGGUAGAAGUGAUACAGGCAUGCCUGGUGGACAAUCUUGGGAUUAGGACCACAGGAGUUUGCAACUAG
Labrus bergylta (ballan wrasse) is the source of this 3179-nucleotide messenger RNA. The record is from RefSeq and is a predicted model, not a curated record. Lineage: Eukaryota; Metazoa; Chordata; Actinopteri; Labriformes; Labridae.